Molecule: messenger RNA, 3593 nt
Organism: Epinephelus fuscoguttatus (brown-marbled grouper)
Lineage: Eukaryota; Metazoa; Chordata; Actinopteri; Perciformes; Serranidae
Product: adhesion G-protein coupled receptor G4-like
Exons: 21
Coding region: 88-2553 (821 amino acids)
Biological process (GO): adenylate cyclase-activating G protein-coupled receptor signaling pathway; cell surface receptor signaling pathway
Cellular component (GO): membrane
Molecular function (GO): G protein-coupled receptor activity
Source: RefSeq, a predicted model, not a curated record
GAAGUUAGGGUGAACGUUUCCAUAAAAGGAGAUUGUGACCCCCGUCAGGUUCUUUCCACCUGGCUCAACUCCAGUCUACCCAGUGAUAUGAUGAUGGUGCUUGACCUUCAGCUGCUCCCGGGAGUUGCAAGACACCAUCCUAACCAGCAGUCAAACUCCUCGUCUGAUGGAGUGUUUCCAGAUGUUCACGGAGUUUCAAGAGAAAGCUGCAUUUUCCAGGUUCAGGUCAUGAUGUCGCUGUCAGACACACAGGAAAUGGAAGAGCAGAUACGACUCCUGCUGCUGACUCCCUAUAACAACGGAUCCGUCUCCAUAGCAACCGAGGACAUAGAGAUAAGCCGCAUACUGAUAUUUAAGUGCAAAGCAGAAACCCACCACACCAGGAAAGGUCUGUUUGUGUGGCCCGACAUUUCAGGAGGAAAAUAUGCAACUCAGCCGUGCCCGAAAAACCCUCUCAGCCAAGCCACACGCCAAUGUAAACUGUGCCUCAGUACCCGCUGGUUGGCCCCGGACCUGAAAGACUGUCAUCUGGUGGUGGAAACCAUCCCUGAUCUGGACCAUGUCGAAGUCACUGCUGACAAUGCACUUGACGUGGUGGAGAUGAUUGAGAGUCUACUGAGCAACCACCCCACACUCAACUACCAGGAGCUGGUCACAGUCCUCAACAAGCUGAAGGACGUCAUCAAGCUCAGCACGGUCACACCGACCCUCGGCCAAGCUCUGAUCAACAUCAUCUCUGACAUCCUGGAAUCUGACAGCAACCUGAUUCCUUUUACCAACACUAUCCUGAAUAUCACAGAGGCAGUGGGUGACUCCAUGGUGGGCUACGAGGGCUCCUCCACCCUGGUUGCUCCUGCCAUUGCUAUCUCAGUGGUGGAUGUAGUUCCUGGACAGUUUAGCAGUUUGACUUUCGGAGUGUCAUCAGACCUUGAAGGCACAAAGCCUGAGAUAUUCAUCAACAAGUAUCCCUUCAACGACACGGUGGCUUUCAUCUCCCUGCCAUCUGCCCUGCAGCACAGCUUCCCACAGGACAGCUCAAACCAGAGUCCAGCGAGAGUUAAGUUUCAGUUCUACGGCAUCCCAAUGCUCUUCAAGAGCAGCCAAGAGAAACACAUCCUCAACACGUUUGUAGUGUCAGCCAGUGUGACCAACGCCAGCUCUCCAAUCAAAGACCUGGACGAAGACGUCAAAGUCAUGCUCCACCAUCUUAAACCCAAUACUCUUAACGAGAAUGAAGAGUGUGUGUACUGGAACUUCAAUAAAAACAACAGACACGGAGGCUGGGAUAAUUACGGCUGCAGGAAAUACAACAGCAGCUCUAACUACACAACGUGCCUGUGUAAUCAUCUCACACACUUUGGAGUUCUUCUGGAUGUCUCCAGGACUCAGCUGGACCAGACUAAUGAGCAGAUCCUGACCAUUAUCACCUACGUUGGCUGUGGAGUCUCGUCGCUGUUCUUGGGAGUCACUGUUCUCACCUACACAGCUUUCGAAAAGCUUCGUCGGGACUACCCCUCUCAGAUCCUCAUCAACCUCUCCCUGGCGCUGCUGGGCUUGAACCUGGUGUUUCUGGUCAACUCCUGGCUGUCCUCCUGGAGGCUGUAUGGCCUCUGUGUGGCCGUUGCAUCCACGCUGCACUACUUCCUCCUGGCGUCAUUCACCUGGAUGGGAUUAGAGGCUGUUAACAUGUACUUUGCACUUGUCAAAGUCUUCAACGUCUAUGUGCCUUCUUAUAUCCUCAAGUUCUGUGCUCUAGGAUGGGGGAUUCCUCUGGUGAUCUGCAUCCUGGUGCUCAUCGUGGACAGAGAGGCCUAUGGCAGUGACAUCUACAGAGAUGUUGAGAAUAGUUUAGAGCCACUGGACAACUUCUGUUGGCUCCAGGACAAUGUGACAUAUUACGUGUCUGUGGUUGCCUACGCCGUGCUGGUCUUCCUCUUCAACAUUGCGGUUUUUGUGGUGGUCUUGAUCCAGAUUCGCCACAUGCGAGUCAACAGCCCGGCUGGGACCCGCAGCGGACUGAUGCAUGACCUGAAGGGAGUUGCCAGUCUCACCUUGUUACUAGGACUAACAUGGAUGGUUGGCUUCUUUACAUGGACGCCAGCCAGAGUAGUUCUGCUGUACCUUUUUGCUGCACUUAACACCUUUCAAGGACUUUUCAUUUUCAUCUUUCACUGUCUGAUGAAGGAAAACGUCAGGAAACAAUGGAGGAUUCAUCUCUGCUUUGGACGUUUCCGUCUUGAUGAGUAUUCAGAGUGGAGCAACUCGGCAUCCGUUGGAGUGAUGGCCAAACCCAAAUCAAAACCUCCGAGAGCACCAGUACCAUCGGUCCGCUCGGUCAAGUCGAGCUCCACAGAGAGCACAUCAGCCUCCUCUGACUCAAGCCAGAGAGACUCGUCCUGCAAGAGACCAAACCUGGGCCUUUUUGUGAAUUCCUUGGCUCUCCCUCGUGCCCAGAAAAGCCCCUCAGGUACAGGAGCUCUGCCUUCACAGAGGGGGACGAACCUUACACCUGGCUGGAGGAAUCACUUGCUUGUUCAGCAAGAGGAAAGAUAAAACACACAGGACCAUGCAUUUGCAUACAGACGCAUGAAGAUAUGCAAAUCACAGAAACAGUCAUGAAGUCUCCCAAAAUGAAACAGCAGCCUUAAAACCUAUUGUACUUCAAUACAAGCCACAGAGACAUGUAAUCAAUGCAGCGAACAGCCAUCACUAAAUGUGAAGCAUCAUUGUGUUCCAGCUUCAUUAGAUCACGUUAUCAUGAAUUCUAUUGUUUUUUGUUUUUGCUAAAUAUUGUAAAAGAGCCUGUAAUUAUGAAGACAUGAGUAGUUGCAUCAGUUCCAAGGAGGAGUUGGUUGCCAAGCAACUGGUGAGUGGAGCCAUGGUGACAAUGAACCAUGGUACCACACAGUUUGUAUGAGGAAAUAAUAAAAUUUGAAUUUUAAGAUGAUGCAAGCCUCCCAGUGCUCCUUCUUCACCUCUGUUUGUGCCAGGAAACAUGUGUUUCUACGAUCUUUUCUUAAUCGCUUCAUGACAUGGUUACCACGCCACCUCUGAAUGUGACUGCUACUGUAAAUUCUCACACCUUUGUUGUGAUAAACAUGUGACGGUCCAUAAUAUCAAUAUGUCAAUGUGUUUAAAUACACCAUUGGCACUGAUUGGAGGUGAUCGGUAGCAACAUAGAGAGAUAGCUGAAUCCAUGCUGCAUGAAUUUCUCCCCAUAGAGUUUGACAGGUAUUAUUUAUGUUCAUUUUUUUUGCUGGUGUUUCUGACUGUAUCACCUGAACACCUGCACAUUGUAAUGUAAAUGAAAAGGCUGCCAACACUUUCUAAAUCUGUGAGAUUUGACAAAACUUUUCCAUUUUUAUUUAUAGACAAGCAGAGAGGUGUUAAAAUCAUAGUCUGCGGUUUGUAGAAUUUUAGAUUAACCCACAAUAUAUUCAGCAAAAUAGGUAAAACCAUACAAUAGUCCUACAAAAUGCUGGGUCCUGUCAAAUGACCACAGAUACCAAGAAAAUAUAAGAAGGAAAGCUGAAAUUUAUGACUGAAAAAACAUGUGAAUCAUUUAAAUUCUAUUAACUAUUUUUAAUUUUAUA